Messenger RNA from Clonostachys rhizophaga, 696 nucleotides. Lineage: Eukaryota; Fungi; Ascomycota; Sordariomycetes; Hypocreales; Bionectriaceae. The record is from the annotation of a GenBank genome assembly.
GGAUUCCCUGUUGUUUUGAUCAACGGCGUCGUGUCCAAAUGGUGGGAGUUUGUUCGACCGACCGCCCUCAACAGUGCAGGGUAUACGUGGUUUCCAGACUACAGCUGGGACUCGGAGCCUAUGAUCUGCGGCUGGGGCGCAACAAAGACCGGCAACCAGACUGGCACCGCCAAGAUCGAGGCGGGCUCUGUCAUCGGGUUCCGCGCAUUCGCCGCCAGCUACAAGCCGGGGUAUGUCCCCGUGCGAGAGUUUGAUCCCGCCAUGGAUGGCAUUGGUCAUCUUGGCCCAGGCCAGGCCUAUAUGUCCAAAGCACCCGGAGCAAUUGAAGAUUAUGAGGGCGACGGAGACUGGUUCAAGAUUGGAACCAGUGGCGCAUCCGAUGGGAUGCAUUGGGACUCAGAUCGUCAGCCUGAGAUGAACUUUACUAUCCCUGCAUCUACACCACCCGGACUAUAUCUCGUGAGGGUCGAGCAUUUUAACAUCUCUCCUUACUUUAACCAGACACAGAUGUUCGUAAACUGUGCUCAGGUAGAGGUGACGGGAUCCGGCGACGGUACACCCGGGCCGACUGUUAAGCUCCCUGGAUAUGAUCCUGCUGAUCCGGGAAUUUGGCUGCCACAAGCCAUGUAUAACCCCUACAAGCCGUCAGAUCUCCUAAAGGCUUACAAAGGUCCAGGGCCAGAUAUUUGGACAGGC